This is a messenger RNA of Tinamus guttatus (white-throated tinamou), 1770 nucleotides long. Lineage: Eukaryota; Metazoa; Chordata; Aves; Tinamiformes; Tinamidae. The record is from RefSeq and is a predicted model, not a curated record.
AUGAACUGGGUCGGGGGCAGCCGGAGCAGAGUUAUACUGAAGCAGCAAAGGCGGAAGCAAAAGGAAUUCUUUGAGAAGAAGAAACUUAAAUCAAAGAUGAAGCUUUUAGAAGCAUCCUCCUCUCCUAAAAGUUCAGCAGUCAGUUUAGAUCUCCUCAAUCUAUAUGUUGUUAACCAAAUAUCAACGAAAAAGGACAAUGCUGAGAACGUGAGGAAACCAGUCCACGUUGACAUGAGUGGAGGCUUAAACAUACCUGUUAAAAGACACAACCUAGAACUUCCCGUGUCACCACCACGCACCCAAUAUACAUCAAACUUAGAUGACAUCCAGAACAGGUUGCAAAAACAAGUAAUGGACAGCAGAAGGCAGCAUCUUUCAGAGAAAGCAAAAUACCAGAAUAAUUUAUCACAAGUUACAGAGUUAACUUAUGCUGACUCUAGCAUGGGACAUGAAGAUGACCCUGCAGCAGCCCUUAGUGCUGGUCCACUGUCAUCUUCAGUUUUUUGGUCUUCUAACUGUACACAGUCUUCAAAAGAAAAUUUCAAUACAAACUUAAUGUGGAACUCUUGGGAGCAGUCCUAUGAAGAGAAGCAGGAAAAACAGGAAGGAGAUAUUUCUGAUCAAGACCCUUGGAUGCUGAAAACCCCAAGCCAGUGCAUUUUCAAGCAGUCUGAUACAGAACUUCAGGAACUGUUCAAGCCAUUGAAUAGGCCAGACUAUACGAAUUCUGCCAGCAAAAAUCCAGUGAUAAUGACCAGUAAAGAACCAGAAAGUAUCGAAAGAAUAAAUGAGCCUUUUUUUAGUGUUGUGAAAGAACCCGCAGAACUGGUACCUCCCCAAGAUGAACGUCAUUGUUCCUUCCUGACAAUGUUUGAAGAUGAGAGCCAGCCAGACCAUAAUAAUCUCUCCACGACGCAUUUUAAUCCUUUUGUUAACCAAAGCAGUACUGCCAAUCUUUUCACUGGUCCUGAUGACAGAAACCAAAUGACCGACAGAAGUUUUACUUACGAUACUGGGGAGGUUCAUCCUGCAAUUAAUGCAAAAGGAGGCUCUAUAGACAGACACCUUAAAGGCAUUUUCACAGCUCCAGAACAGGUUUUAUUUAACAGUAACUGUAUCUCAAGUGCAAGCUACAAGGAAAACAGAGAACCUUAUAAAACCUGUCUGCAGGCCUAUCACGAGAGACAAUACUACUUGGCACCCCCUGAAAACAGAGAAGAACCUGCAAAACUUGAAAAACAUGAGGCAUUCACUUACCACCACAGUCAGCAGAUUAACUUAAACGAAGAUUUGCAGAGCCACUCAAGAAAAAAGAGUGACAAGAAGAAUGUGAAAGAAUCAGCUUGGAGACAGGGACAGCUCUUUGGAUUUGAAGCGUUUGCAACUGUGCAAGAGAAGGAGUAUAAGUCUGGAGUGAGUCCAAAACUUCAUGAGCUGAAGACAGACAUGGAGUCCUCGCCGAGCAGCCGGUCCCCCAGUUACUCCCCUAGGCAGACGGAGAGCUGCUUCAGCUCCAGCCCUGACCUGUCUGAAGAGGAGGACGCAGCUGGGAAGAAGGAGUGUCUCAGUGCACAGCCCUGGCAGAUAGGCAAAGCCAGUCUCACCACAGUGGAACCCCGCAGGAGCUCUCCGUCCGGAACGAGCCGCGGCGCCCGAGUACCUCAGCGUGGCGAGCGCGCCGCCUGCGAGGCGCCCGGCCGCCUCCACAGCGUGAGGCAGCGAGCGGCCGCACGGCUGCGCGGCCUUCACGUGUGGGGAAGGGACAACUGA